Messenger RNA from Aspergillus sclerotioniger CBS 115572, 1684 nucleotides. It is a transcript of the gene gmdB, whose product is annotated as general amidase GmdB. The record is from RefSeq and is a predicted model, not a curated record. Lineage: Eukaryota; Fungi; Ascomycota; Eurotiomycetes; Eurotiales; Aspergillaceae. The transcript is spliced from 5 exons. The coding region runs from base 32 to 1684 and encodes 550 amino acids.
CCCUCAUUCAAGCACAUCAUCCAAGGUCAACAUGACUAUCACUCAAUUGAUAACCCAAGACUGGCGUGCUAUCGUCGCCCAAAGACGCAAGGAUCUCGACUCCAAAAUCCCCCAAGAAUGGCGACUAAAGGAGAACUUCGUCGCCUCCCUUCCCCGCCCCAACCAUCUACUGGCCUCUAAUGCAGUAGAAAAGAGCGGCAUCCUCACGGAGACAGAGUUAGAUCUUACAGAGAACUACGACGCUACUCAAUUGCUCCAGAAACUUGCCACUGGCAAGCUGAGUUCUGUGGCCGUGACAACCGCGUUUUGUAAGCGGGCUGCUAUCGCACAGCAAUUGACAUUUUGUUUGACCGAGCAUUUCUUUGACUUUGCUCUAGAACGUGCCAAGUAUCUUGAUGACUAUCUCAAGCGAGAGAAGAAGGUUGUAGGACCGUUGCAUGGCCUCCCGAUUAGUCUCAAAGAUAGCUACCAUGUGAAAGGAUACCACACUACUAUUGGGUAUGUGUCUUUCCUCGAUCACGGCCUUGCGACAUCAAACUCGGCCGUUGUUGAUAUGCUACUGGACCUGGGUGCGGUGCUGUAUGUCAAGACAAACAUCCCCCAGACGAUGCUGACCGCCGACUCCGAUAACAACAUCUACGGACGCACCCUCAACCCACACAACACGACCCUCACAGCUGGGGGCUCUACUGGCGGCGAAGGCGCUCUUCUUGCCCUCCGAGGGUCUCUCAUCGGCGUUGGAACCGACGUCGCAGGUUCAAUCCGCAUCCCCGCGCUUUGCUGCGGUAUCUACGGCUUCAAGCCAACGACAGCCCGCAUUCCGUAUGGCGGCCAAGUCCGCUUCCUUUACGAAGGGCCCCCGUCAGUGGAGCCCUGUGCAGGACCUAUGACCGCAACCUUUGAGGACCUCGAGCUCUUCAUGUCCACCAUUCUCAACGCGGAACCCUGGCGCUACGACGUGACGACCCUCGGCGCUCCCUGGACCCGCCCUCCAACCCAGUCCCUCCUCACUAUCGGCGUCCUUGCUGCAGACGAGAAGUACCCCCUUCAUCCUCCUGUCAAACGGGCCCUGCAAUUGGCUAUCGAGGCCUUAACCCGCAAGGGCCACCGUAUCAUCUACCUUGACAACGACACCAACAAAGACCUCGACAUUGCAUACGCGAACCGUCUAUUCUGGCAAUACGGCACGUAUGCACCCCGUCUCGACCACGUCACACCCAGCGGUGAACCGCUUGUUACCUCGGUCGCGCAAGGCCCCUCCCCUAUGGUGACUGGGUCAUUUCCCGUUUCCAAAGACCUCGGGAUUUUCGAGAAAAUCCACGAAUUGCACCACAAGAGACAGGACUACCGCGAUGCCUGGCGUAAGGUAUGGGUUGACACGGGCAUCGAUGUGAUUCUUGCCCCGGGCGCGCAGAAUACCGCCGUGCCGCAUGAUACCUACGCGUGGCCCCCAUACACGGUGGUGUGGAAUCUCCUCGAUUAUCCAGCCUGUGUGAUUCCGUAUGGACAAGCAUCGAAGGACCUCGAUCCUGAGCCAAUGGCCAUUAAUGACGGCAUGCAGCCUAGUUACAACCCCGAAGCUGUCGAUGGCGCCCCCUGCGCUCUACAAAUCAUUACUUCCCGAUUCCAAGACGAGAAAUGUCUCGCUGCUGCGAGGAUUAUCGAUCGGGAUAUCCGGGAGUAG